AAUUGAGAGCCAUUAUACGGCUAAUAUAUAUCCGGAACGGUCUGGCGAACUCAUCCAUCAUUGGCCGAGUGUUACCCACUGACUUGUCGCCCAUUUGCAGUCCCACAACUUCCUCACUCCAGCCGCGGCGAUGUCAACUCAUCUGCGUAAAUUGAGCAGCAUUGCUUUGCUUUUAACUGCUGGAUUAGUUUUAUGUAUUGCCUUAUGCAGUGGUAUAACAGCCACAUCCGAUAAGCCCAAUAUCAUCAUUAUAAUGGCUGAUGAUCUGGGGUUCGACGACGUAAGUUUUCGCGGCUCCAACAACUUCCUCACUCCAAAUAUCGAUGCUCUGGCAUAUAGUGGAGUGAUCUUGAACAAUUUGUAUGCCGCUCCUAUGUGUACGCCCAGUCGGGCUGCUCUUCUAACUGGAAAAUAUCCCAUCAACACAGGUAUGCAGCAUUAUGUGAUCGUGAACGAUCAACCCUGGGGUCUUCCUCUAAAUGAGACGACCAUGGCGGAGAUUUUCCGGGAAAAUGGAUACCGAACUAGUCUUUUGGGAAAGUGGCACUUGGGGAUGUCGCAGCGCAACUUUACGCCCACACAAAGGGGCUUCGAUCGGCAUUUGGGCUAUCUUGGUGCCUAUGUCGAUUAUUAUACGCAGAGCUAUGAACAAAAGAACAAAGGCUACAAUGGCCACGACUUCCGUGAUAAUCUAAAAACCACCCACGAUCAGGUGGGACACUAUGUCACCGAUGUGCUCACCGAUGCUGCCGUCCAGGAAAUCGAGGACCACGGAUCGAAAAAUGAUAGCCAGCCCUUGUUUCUGCUUUUAAAUCACCUGGCUCCCCAUGCUGCCAAUGAUGAUAAUCCAAUGCAGGCGCCAGCCGAUGAGUUGGCCCGAUUCGAGUACAUUCAAAAUGAAACCCACCGUUGCUACGCCGCAAUGGUUUCGCGACUGGACAAAAGUGUGGGAAUGGUCAUAGACGCCCUGGCACGACAGGAAAUGCUUCAAAACAGCAUCGUUCUCUUCCUCUCCGAUAAUGGGGGGCCAACCCAAGGAUCACACGCCACCACCGCCUCCAAUUAUCCAUUGAGGGGGCAAAAGAAUUCCCCCUGGGAGGGUGGCCUGCGAUCCUCGGCGGCCAUUUGGAGCACCGAGUUCGAGCGCCUGGGAAGUGUGUGGAAGCAGCAGAUCUACAUUGGCGACCUGUUGCCCACUUUGGCGGCAGCAGCCGGAAUAUCACCGGAUCCGGCACUCCACCUGGACGGAUUGAACCUCUGGUCGGCCCUCAAGUACGGAUACGAGUCGGUGGAGCGGGAGAUUGUCCACGUAAUCGAUGAGGACGUGGCGGAACCCCAUCUCUCAUAUACGCGUGGCAAGUGGAAGGUAAUCAGCGGUACUACCAGUCAGGGACUCUACGACGGCUGGCUGGGCGAGAGGGUGACCAGUGAAGAGGAUCCUCGCUCCGGGGACUACGAGGAGCUCAUUCGGAACACCAGUGUGUGGCAGCAGUUGCAGCGGGUAUCCGCCGGUGAACGGAACAUCAGCGAACUGAGGGACCAGGCCAGGAUCGAAUGCCCGGAUCCUGCGACAGGGAUCAAGCCCUGCCUGCCCCUUCAGGCACCAUGUCUCUUCGACAUCGAUGCGGAUCCCUGCGAACGGAGCAACCUGUAUGAGGAGUACCAGAACACUACCAUCUUCCUGGAUCUUUGGGCGCGAAUCCAGCAGUUUGCCAAACAGGCGCACCCACCUAAUAAUAAGCCAGCGGAUCCGGAAUGCGACCCACGACUUUACCACGAUGAAUGGACGUGGUGGCAGGACGAGCAGGCUUCCAGUUCGGGGACAACGGGAAGGAUGAAAGGAGCCAGCUUUUUCUUGGUAUUCAUCCUAACGAGGCGGUGGAUUCUCUGAACUCAAGAUAACUCUCUGAAUUGUAUACCAGCAAUAAUACCUAGGUGUUAUAAAGUAUAGUAUUAAAUUAUUUACUCCAAAAAGUCGAAGAAGCAAAAUUGAUAAGCACUGGAAAUAACUUCAUGCUGACGAUAACCAGUCGGUGUCUCUAGACAACUCACUGUGAAUCGAGGGUUAGGAGCAAAUCAAUUUAGAUAAUUUAUAGCUUAAAUUUUGACCAAACCAUAAACAUUUCUGAGUAAUGUCUAAAUGGCUCCAGUGUCCAAUAGCCAAUCCGCUUGCUUAUCUUAUCGAUCACUUCUGUGAAAGCUGAUAAUUGCAAAACCCCCUCAAAUCAAUCGAAACCACAGCGGAAUAGAUCUCUGUCAAUCAAAGUGGCUUACAAAGUAUUUAGCGGAACUUAACUAAACUUUGAGGAUUUAUAUGUAUUUUAUGACCACGAAAGAAGAGAAGUAUUAUUUUUGUUCCAGAUUUAUGUUUGUAAUCAAUAUGAGGCAGCAGAUAUUAUUGUUAUCAUAAAGGUAAUACUAAAAGUUGUAAGAGAUUUUGUUGAUCUAUUUUGUAUGCUAAAGUAAUUAUAAGCUAUUAUAGACUAACCCAUUUGAUUUCUAAUAUGUUAUUUGUAAAUAUUUAUAAAAUUAAUUAUGUCUCCUAAAC
Molecule: messenger RNA, 2548 nt
Organism: Drosophila takahashii
Lineage: Eukaryota; Metazoa; Arthropoda; Insecta; Diptera; Drosophilidae
Product: arylsulfatase B
Source: RefSeq, a predicted model, not a curated record